Heterocephalus glaber (naked mole-rat) is the source of this 5206-nucleotide messenger RNA. It is a transcript of the gene Appl1, whose product is annotated as adaptor protein, phosphotyrosine interacting with PH domain and leucine zipper 1. NCBI's taxonomy places the organism in Eukaryota, Metazoa, Chordata, Mammalia, Rodentia, Bathyergidae. Gene Ontology annotation, biological process: insulin receptor signaling pathway; signaling. Gene Ontology annotation, cellular component: endosome membrane; cytoplasm. The record is from RefSeq and is a predicted model, not a curated record. Gene Ontology annotation, molecular function: identical protein binding; protein kinase B binding.
GGCGGCGCGGGCGGCGUCAGCGGCAGUGUCUGCAGGAGGGCGGGUCGGGGUCAGCUGUUGCGGGCGAGCGGGCGCGUCUCCUGGUGCGUCCUCCCUCCGCCACGAUGCCGGGGAUCGACAAACUGCCCCUCGAGGAGACGCUGGAGGACAGCCCGCAGACAAGGUCUUUACUGGGUGUAUUUGAAGAAGAUGCUACAUCUAUUUCCAACUAUAUGAACCAGUUGUAUCAAGCUAUGCAUCGGAUUUAUGAUGCACAGAAUGAAUUAAGUGCGGCAACACACCUGACUUCAAAACUUUUAAAAGAAUAUGAAAAACAGCGUUUUCCAUUGGGGGGUGAUGAUGAAGUUAUGAAUUCUACUUUACAACAGUUUUCAAAAGUUAUAGAUGAGCUCAGCUCUUGUCAUGCGGUACUUUCAACUCAACUUGCUGAUGCCAUGAUGUUCCCCAUUACCCAGUUUAAAGAAAGAGAUCUUAAAGAAAUUCUAACAUUAAAAGAAGUGUUUCAGAUUGCUAGUAAUGAUCAUGAUGCUGCAAUUAACAGAUACAGCCGAUUGUCCAAAAAAAAAGAAAAUGAUAAGGUGAAGUAUGAAGUGACAGAAGAUGUGUACACUUCCAGAAAAAAACAACACCAAACCAUGAUGCAUUAUUUUUGUGCAUUAAAUACUCUUCAGUACAAGAAGAAAAUAGCAUUAUUAGAACCUCUACUUGGGUACAUGCAAGCUCAGAUAAGUUUCUUUAAGAUGGGUUCUGAAAAUCUCAGUGAACAACUGGAAGAAUUUUUAGCUAAUAUUGGAACAAGUGUGCAGAAUGUUCGCAGAGAAAUGGACAGUGAUGUGGAGACUAUGCAACAGACAAUAGAGGAUUUGGAAGUAGCCAGUGACCCUUUGUAUGUGCCUGACCCAGACCCCACCAAAUUUCCUGUUAACCGAAAUUUAACCCGAAAGGCUGGAUACCUUAAUGCUAGGAAUAAAACAGGCUUGGUGUCAUCUACUUGGGAUAGACAGUUUUACUUCACACAGGGUGGAAACUUAAUGAGCCAAGCCCGUGGAGAUGUAGCAGGAGGCCUGGCCAUGGACAUAGAUAAUUGCUCAGUGAUGGCUGUGGACUGUGAAGAUAGGCGAUACUGUUUUCAGAUCACUUCUUUCGAUGGAAAAAAAUCUUCAAUUCUGCAAGCAGAGAGUAAAAAAGACCAUGAAGAGUGGAUUUGUACAAUUAACAAUAUAUCUAAGCAAAUAUACUUAAGUGAAAAUCCAGAGGAAACUGCUGCACGAGUAAAUCAGUCAGCUCUGGAAGCUGUCACUCCUUCCCCAUCUUUCCAGCAAAGACAUGAGAGCCUGCGGCCAGCAGGACCAUCUCGGCCACCAACAGCUCGAACUAGCAGUUCAGGAUCCUUAGGAUCUGAGUCCACCAGUUUGGCUGGCCUCUCUUUGGAUUCUCUUGUUGCCCCAGACACCCCAAUACAGUUCGACAUCAUUUCCCCUGUGUGUGAAGAUCAGCCUGGUCAGGCAAAAACCUCUGGCCAGGGGGGCAGGCGUACAAAUCCAUUUGGAGAAUCUGGAGGAAGUACAAAAUCUGAAACUGAAGAUUCUAUUCUUCAUCAGUUAUUUAUUGUCCGAUUCCUUGGUUCCAUGGAGGUGAAAUCAGAUGACCAUCCAGAUGUUGUGUAUGAAACAAUGCGCCAAAUCUUAGCUGCUCGGGCCAUCCAUAACAUCUUUCGUAUGACAGAAUCACAUUUAUUAGUUACUUGUGACUGUUUAAAGUUAAUUGAUCCACAGACACAAGUUACAAGGCUUACGUUUCCUUUGCCCUGUGUAGUGUUGUAUGCUACACACCAGGAAAAUAAGAGGCUUUUUGGAUUUGUACUGCAGACAUCAGGAGGGAGAAGUGAAAGUAAUUUGUCAUCAGUCUGUUAUAUAUUUGAAUCAAACAAUGAAGGGGAGAAGAUUUGUGAUUCUGUUGGACUAGCAAAACAGAUAGCUUUGCAUGCUGAACUGGAUCGUAGAGCAUCUGAAAAACAAAAAGAAAUAGAGAGAGUAAAAGAGAAGCAAGAGAAAGAACUCAGUAAACAAAGACAGAUUGAAAAGGACUUGGAAGAACAAAGUCGGUUGAUAGCUGCUUCUAGUAGACCAAACCAAGCCAGUAGUGAAGGGCAGUUUGUCGUCCUUAGCAGUAGCCAGUCAGAAGAAAGUGAUUUGGGAGAAGAAGGAAAGAAGAGAGAGUCAGAAGCAUAAACUUAUCCUUGCUUUUUGAUUGAUUUCCCCCCUCCUUGGAAUUGACAGUUUCUUUGGUAAAAUGGCACAAGGUAACAACUAUGUUGAAAUGACAUAAAAUUUAUAUUUACUUGUUUUAGCUUCAUUAAAAAAAUAAGGUUGAUUGGGAAAAAAAGGUUGAACUUUAUGACUUAGGUUUACAUUGACUUUUUUUCUUAAAAAUAAUGUAAUAUGCAUUAACAUUAAUUUCACAUAACUGCUUAUUUCCCUGAAUACAUUGCUAAGGAAUUAUAGCUUUGCUCAAGCAUUUUUUCCUUAAGUUGCCAAUUUUUUAUUUUGCAUUGUAAUUGGCCAAGCCUAUAAGAAAUAAUUUAUUCUGCAGAUUCAGAUAUUCAUGGAUGUGUUCCCCCCCCUUUCAUUAGGAACAUUUUGCUUAUAGUGAGGAAGCAUUCAACUGAAUAAGUUUGAAACCCUUUCUACAGAGAAUUCUACACAUUUGCAAAUACUUUAACAAUGUUAAAUGUGCAGUAGAAUUUGUAUAAAGCCAUUAGGACAGAUUUUAGAUGUAAGGUUUCCAGGUGUGGCAGGUGGUACUGUAGGUUUCUAGGCACUUUCUGGGAUUGCUCACAUUUCUCUGCUAUACUGCAUCUGAUGCCAGGAGGAAAGAAACUUAAGUGUCUUCAGUUCAAGAUGAUUGAUACAGGUCUUGGCAUUAUAUUACCGUAUUCUUAGUUCUCAGGUUGGGACUUCAGUUAUUACUGCAGAGCAGUAAUGGGUUAAAAGAAGAUUUUGGAAUUCAUUAAACACGGAAUUUUUUUGUUGUUAUGCAAAUACAUUUUAGAUUACGUGUAAAAAUGUUACAGGAUGAUACAUUGUAUUUUCUGCAUUGUGUGAAAUAAUUUUUAUUGAUAAUCAAAUGAUAUUUCAAAAGAAGUUCUAUAACAAUUAUGUUCCUGCUUAAAGUAAAAUUCCCAGAGUUUAGUUUAGAAAAUGUAAUCUUUUAGAUUUCAGACUGAUACUCCCAGUAUUUUCAUAAUCCCAUGUUUUGAUAAAGUACUGAAUCACCACUUUAUAUCCACAAAGGCAAAUAACUAAUUUAUGAGCAUAAAAUAAUUUGCACUAAUUAUUGUAAAUACUUCUACUUUUCAAAUGAGUAAAAGGUCUAAUUCCAUGAAAAACUGAAAAGGAGAAGAAUGCCUUGUAUAGUACAGAAGUUGACCAACAGAAGAUUUUAGCCUGGUGCUAAGGUUAAAAUGACAUUUCUCUAUUGCUUAUCUUCUAUGUCGAGACUUGAUUUCUUUUUCUUUACUCAGAUUUUAAACAUGGUUGAUGGAAAUUAUGCUCAUGUUUCCACAUGAAAAAAUUUCCACAUGAAAUAAUUGAGUAAAAUAUUUUAUGUAAACAUCUACAAUUCAUUAUGCUAAUUCAUAAGGGAAAAGGUUUUUGUUCUUUGAUAAUGUAGUUUUAGUUCUGAAUUAGAAAUGGCAUCUCUUUUAGUUCUUAAAAUAUAACUCAGCUGUUUUCACACUGUGUACAUUGUUUUUUGUAGGAUUGGGAUAGAUAAUUAUAUAUAGAAUCAUAUAUUCAUUUUAUCUGUGCGCCAAAUGGGCAUAGUGAUUAUUUAAUACUCUUUGAAGCCUUAUGUUAUCAAAACAUACAGUAGACAUGUAGAAAUAUAUGAAAUACUCUUUGAUUAAAAUUUAUUUUGUGCUUAUUAAAGGGAUGCUUUCACAAUAGUGUAUCAUUCCUUUUGUUGAAUUUGAAAUUUCUGUGGUCAGUACUUCAUUAGUCUCAGCAAGUCUUGCUUUUAAGACUUUUCAGAUUGGUAGUAUUUCUGUUUCAUUAAGUCUUUUCUUUAUGUAAGUUGUCACUUCACUUAGGUCAGAUGAAAUCUGUUGCUCCACAAAGAAGGUGGUCAUCAUUAAGAGGUGGUUUUAGUUGGCUGGUGCUUUGCAUGGUAACAGAGUGGUGCCCUUUGUUAGCAUUCUGGGUCAGAGUAUUGGCUGGAGUUAAGGGUACUUGCAGCCUGGGCAUGCUAGACACACUUGUAGUUCUUCUAAGUCAGAUUUCAUAGGAAACCUCAUACGUCCUUGUCCUUGGGUCAAACCAAAAUGCAUUCCAAUGUCAAGGAGAAGUUAUGAGUAGAUUCAGCAAUUUUAGAUGGUUUAAUUUCUGUUCUAGAACUAUUUUUUUAUUUGGUACCGGGGAUUGAACUUGGGUCCUUGUGCUUGCGCAGCAGGUGGUGAAAUCACUGAGCUAAAUUCCUGGCCCUAUUCUAGUACUAUUAAACUAUAUGAACUAUUCUAUUACUGCAGCUAUGUAAGCAUCAACUUUAAUAAGCUCUCCUUUUUGUUUAUAGAAGGUUACUUAUGGCUUUCUUCCGAAUGUUAAAGCUGAUCUUGUACUGUUGUAUCCUCUUGUAAAAUCCCUUCUAGUGCUGGGAUACUUUGAUGGCGAUUGUAUUAGAUUUUAGGGAUAUCUUUUCUCUGACCCAAAACUUUGUUGAUUUUUAAAAAUCAACAAAACUGCUUUUUUUUUUAAAGUGCAAAAAUUAAUCCCACUUAAUUCUGCUAUGCAUUCUGCUACAUAUAUGAACAGAACUUUUGUAACUGCGGUAACAGUCAAUAGAUAGGAAAUCAGUUAUUCUUGCAUCCUUUUAGAAUUUUGAAAACUUACUAGGCACUAAAACUUUACUGUAGAACAGAGUCCCUAAGCUGUCUAUGUAAUGAUUAUGUUUAAUUUCAAAAGAAUUCUUAGGCUCUACAAUCAAAGAGGGAUAAAACUAUUUCUAUUUUUCAUGGGAAAAGGACAGUAGAACGUGCAAUAAAGUAACAUAAUCUUGUAUGGUAAAGGCAUCUGAGUUAAUUUUGAUUAUGUAUAGGAGCCACGAUAUUUGAAAUUUGAAUCUUAUUAUAAAUGCUGACAAACCUUAAGAGUUAGUAUAUUGUAAAACCUUUUACCACCUGAGUAAAAUUAAAAUAUUAAUGUUUUGAUAA